AUGCCGUGGAGUGUUCGGGCACCCUUCAUUUGCUCAUCGUUGCUCCUUCCUCUGCUUAUUGGGCGGCUUACCGUUGCAGACGGUGCACAGACAUGCUUGCCGGAGGCGCUGCCGGAAAACCAACGGUCAAACAUCACAGUCGAAGGCAUUUCGAUGCCUAUCGGCAUAACGUCAGGCGACUGGGAUGCAAACAUCAUCAUUAACGAGAUCGCUGGCAUCGUGGUGUCCGAGGUACUUGGCUAUAACUAUCGCUUAGGGCUGGAAAUUCAUUCCCUGAAUCGCUUAUUGCGACUGGCCGGUUGCGCGAACCCCGACAGCUGCACAACGCCUUCGUCUUACCACAUCGCCAUGGAAAUCUAUACGCCUGCUGCGGCGUUAAGCGAGUUUACUUCUGUUGCAAGCCAGAUGGGUGAUGCGGCUCCGCAGAACGUUGGCAGUAUUGGGUAUCCGGGAACUGAGGGGAUUUUCGUUUUCGAAGAACGGCGACAGGCGUAUCGGGCGGAUACCGGCUUGGAUUUAGCCUAUUACUUCUCUUACAAUGCUUCCUGGUUCCAUCCAGAGAACUACCUGGCAACUGUAAGCCAAGUGGAUCUGGAUCAUCUUCUUCCUUGUGGCCAAAGUGUGGACAUAGCAUGGCCCGCCAUAGGACAGCAGUACCUCAAUGCCACAGGUGAUGCUGACGGCGUGGAGAAUCGGCAGGGCAAGUGGUAUCUGAAAUGUUGGCACGACAAAUGGUGGCCAGCGCCAGCGUGCAGAUCCAACGUUUCGAACUGCGUUGCCAUUGUAACUGGCGAUGGUGCUUGGGGGAUGCGGACUCAUGUGCAGCUGGCUGCUUUUCACAACAUGCCAGUUGCCUUCGCCUCGGCCGUGAACUUCGAUGCUUACGCGAGCGUGACUCGGACGCUCAAGUCGCUGGCAUUCUGGUGGUCUCCCGACACGACGUUUUCCGACCUCCAACUUGCUCGCGUGGUCUUCCCCCAGUACGACGAAGCCGAGCAUGAGCAGGGCAUCUUCAAGACCGUAGACAAUGUAGAACCCUUGCAGAAUUGGAUCGCCGCUGAGUUGCUGAACGUGGCCCAACGAGCCGUCCGUUUUGUCCAAGGCUUCCGCAUGAGCGAAAGCGAUCUCAACGAGCUCCUGCGGACCCAUGUGCAGUCAGGCAGAGAUGCCAUCAGAGAUGCACGUGGCUCUGCUUGUGCCUGGAUUCUGACACACAGAGACCAGUGGAGCAGCUGGGUACCAAGCCAGACGGAUUGCACAGUGGGCCAAGGCCUGGCGGAUGCACAAGGGAACUUUGUGGCAGCACGACUGUGUCACUUGCCCACCCGGACGGGCGUCGGAGAGAUCGGCGAGUACGUUCACCUGCUCCCUUUGCCCGGUGGGGAUUCCUAUGGAGCUUCCUUCUGCAGCGACUGUGAGCUUGGUACCAUGGCUGCGGCGCGGGGCUCCACGCAAUGCACCUUAUGCAGGCUCGGUGAGUUCGCCAACUCCUCUGCUAUGAGCUUUUGCUUCUCUUGCAGUGCUGGAACAGAGCAGGAAGUCGAUUCUGGAAGGCACGUCAUCGAGGUUCAAGGUUCUUGCAAGCUCUGCCCGCGCGGCAGCCACUGCCCGGGCUCGAACGAAUUGGUACUUCUAGCCGGGUAUUUCUCCUCGGCUCAGGUGCCUCGGAAUUGCAAAGGGCCCUCAGACCUUCAGAGAAGGUGCGCAGUGUUUUGGGGCUUGUUACUGAAGCGUUUGCCCGUGAGGCACCCGGAGAUGUCUACGAAUGUGAGGAACAUCUUUGCCCAGGUGGGCAUCCGGGGACCUGCUCCGAUGGCCGCGACAAUGAAUCUAGGAAGCAAUGUGGAGGAAGCUUACUUUUUGUUGCCUUUGUCAUAG
Molecule: messenger RNA, 1878 nt
Organism: Symbiodinium natans
Lineage: Eukaryota; Dinophyceae; Suessiales; Symbiodiniaceae
Source: the annotation of a GenBank genome assembly